Molecule: messenger RNA, 1021 nt
Organism: Onychostruthus taczanowskii (white-rumped snowfinch)
Lineage: Eukaryota; Metazoa; Chordata; Aves; Passeriformes; Passeridae
Product: phospholipase A2, membrane associated-like
Exons: 2
Coding region: 221-736 (171 amino acids)
Biological process (GO): phospholipid metabolic process; arachidonate secretion
Molecular function (GO): A2-type glycerophospholipase activity
Source: RefSeq, a predicted model, not a curated record
GCAACGCUGCCCCAGAGGGCUAACGCUGGCCCCGGGGUAACCCCGGGGACCUGCACCACCCCAGCAGCCCCCCUGAAGCUUUGCAAAAUGCAGACCGGGUGCUUGGCAGCAGCAGGAAGGAAUCAGGUUUUCGGGAAGCAGGGAAAGUGAUGCAGUGUUCACCCCAACUCCAUCCCGGAGUCGGUAGGGUGGUGCCAGCGACAACUGCCAGGUCCGCGGGAUGCCAUCAGAGGAGGGGGACGCUCCUGAAGCCAGGAUGCGGGGCAGGGCUUGCACGGGGAGGCAGAGGCUUGGCGUGGGAACGGGCAGGACAGAGAAGCUUCUGGGUGAUCCAGAGCAGGAGGAAGCAGAGCUGGCGGCUCUCCCGCCCGGCUCGCAGAGCCUGUGCCAGCUGGGGCAGCAGCAGCCGGUGCCACAUUCCCGACAGCCCAGCUCUCCUCCUCCCGCAGGUGCUGCCUGCUCCGAGCCUGCUGCUACGCCCGGCUGGCAGCGCGGCGCUGCCGCCUGGGACCCGUGCAGCCCCUCUCUGUGCCCCGGGCAGGGAUCCCCACCUGCAGCUCGGGGACGCGCUGCCAGCGAGGCGCCUGCAGGUGCGAGCGGGCGGCGCGGCUGUGCCGGGCCCGGCUCGGCCAGGCCCGGCUCGGCCAGGCCCAGCUCCUACGCCGCGCAGGGUGCCGGGGACGAGCCGGACGCUGCUGAGGCAAAAACUCCCUUUGCGAAACCAUCUCCGGGCUGAUCGGCGAAGGGACGGCGCCGGCAGCUCUUCCCAGCCCUGGCGAGUCUCCUCCUCGGGGCUUUUUGGCUUCGAGGCGAGGACAAGAAGCGUCCGGUCAAGAGGAGCGGGAGCAGCGCUGACCUGAUGUCCAGCACGGCAAAACAAGGGAGGAGUGGACACCUGCCCCUCGUCCCGGUGAGGGGCGGGAUGGGAAGCGUCCCCCUUGGCAGCCUGUCCGCUCCCUCCGCUUCCUGCUUCUCAGCAAAUUCCCUCCUGUUGCUCCAAAAUAAAACCAGAGAGCCCAAA